AUCUCAAUUGACUUCUAUUACGCUAGUUCUCCUCUAUGAGAGAGAGAGAGAGAUUGAGAGAGCGCUGCAGCCGCCACCUAUUCUCGCCUUGGCCAUGGGAGGAUCACGAUUCACGAGCUGGAGCUGGAGCUCGAGCAGUCAACAGAAGAAGGGAGGAAAGGAAUCCUCCCUCACCCCACCCGAGCAGGUAUUGGGCUCGGAAUCGGAAGGGGAAUUGGAAGCGGAAGCGGAAGCGGAGCCGAUUCUGAUGAUCUGAUCUGAUCGAGGCCAGGGGACUAAUAUCUUGUUGUAAGGAACCUAGUGGAGUAGUAUUUGAUUUGCCUGCUGCAUCGACACCAAUCAAUCUCCCCACUACUAUGGCUUCUUCGCGCGCUAUCGAGGAGGAACUCGAAACUGUAGGAGAUGACAGGAUCAGCGCGCUUCCUGACGAUAUUCUGCUGCAAAUCCUUGAGAGACUUGACCUGCCUAUGGCAAUUCGGACCAGCACGCUCUCCAGGAGAUGGCUGCAACUCCCUCGCUUACUCUCCCAUCUCAUCAUAGAUAUCACCCACUUCAUGCCUGCUCCUCCUCGCCGCGCUGUGAAUUUCAAUGUAGAUCAGAUCAUGGCUGCCUACACGGCUGCAGUCAACAACCUGCUCUUGUCAUCCCCCUCCAGCAGUAACAGCAACACGAGAAGAAUUAUCAAGUGAAUGCAGCUCAGUUUCUUCCUCUCUGAAGACCCUUCCUACCUAUGCUCUGUUGGCCAUGCCGUUGGGGCCAUUGUCGAUGCCGGAAAAACCGACUUGCUCGAGUUCUCACUGUGGUCGGAUGUUGGUAAACUCACCCUUGAGCAUUGCCAGCUGCUCAGACAACGCUUCAUGUCAUUCUCUCACUCUUGCCCGGUUGCUUUCAGGUGGCUCACCAAUCUUGCCCUGCGCAACCUCGCGUUUCAAGAAUCGGACGUCUCCCAUAUCCUAAACACAUGCCAUAACCUGAAGUUCCUUGCCUUGUGUUCUUGUGUCUCGGACUUUGUUGUCCUCAAGAUCGAUGCCCCACACUCGGAGCUCCUCACGCUUGAAAUUGUCACUUGUGGGUUUGACAGAGCUGAUCUGAUCCAUUUGCCAAAUCUUAGGCGGGUAGUCUGCUGGGAUUGGUGCCUUCCAAACCCCCCAAUCCGUUUUGGCAAUGUUACUCGCCUUCACAACAUGAGCCUCUCUUGCUCUGCGACGUAUGACCAGAUGCCGUUCAGGUUGACCGAGCUUAUAUCAAGCGCCACAAACUUAACUAUCUUAUACCUGGAUUUCCAAGAUCAGAUGAUUUGGAUUGAGCCACAAGGUCCUAAACUUCUCUAUCCUGUAUUCAGCAACGUCAGAGAUGUCUAUCUUUGCAACAUUUUCUAUGAAUGUGACCUGAACUGGACUGUGUUUGUCCUUGAAGCUGCAGCUCGUCUCAGCAACUUUUAUCUCAAGUUAUGUCAGCAUCCAUGUGAAAGGAACAGAUGCGAGGACAGCGCUGAGAAGGUCAAUUUGUUAUGGGAUCAGAUGUCAUCUGAUUUCAAACAUCGCCACUUGAAUCUAUUAGAGAUUACAGGAUUUGCGAUGGAUGAUAAGAUGAUAAAUUAUACCAGGCUUAUUAUGGAGCGAGCUGUGAACUUGAAGAGAAUCCGCUUGCUCGAUCAAGUUCCAUGUGACAAGGGCAAUGCCAUGAAUGGUAUGGGAUCUACAUCCUCAAACAAAUGGAGAUUUCCUGUUGACCAAGGAGAAAAGAGUCUAAUAAAGCAGAAGCUUAUAGAUGGAUUCUCCUCGUCUGCUGAAAUAACCAUAGGAUGAAUCAGUUCUAUUUAUUCUAGUCGAUUGUAAAUUAUUAGUUGUAUAAUGGUCGUCGAUUGUAAAAGUACGUAGCUAAUAAAAUUGUCAUUUGGACCAAGAAGUAUCAUGAAAUAUUCUGGGUAAUCCUAGCCCUUUUCAGCUC
Molecule: messenger RNA, 1950 nt
Organism: Oryza sativa Japonica Group (Japanese rice)
Lineage: Eukaryota; Viridiplantae; Streptophyta; Magnoliopsida; Poales; Poaceae
Source: RefSeq, a predicted model, not a curated record